AGAAGAAGAAGAAAGAGAAAGAAAGAAAAAAAUGAGUAGGAGAAAAGCAUUUCUACUAAAACUGCUGGUAUAUCUCUUCUUUCUCAAUUCAAUUUCUUUCUUCAUAUAUCUUUCUCAUUACAAAUCUGAGAAAAACCCAUCAUUCAUAAUUGAAAACCAUACGAAACUACCCUUAUUAGAAGAAGAAAAGAAGAAAAAUAGCUCAUUUCUGAAAGGAAAAUCAUGGCCGAUACUUCCUUCUUACUCUCCUUGGAAUUUGAACCCUAAUGUUCGUGUUCAAUCAUGUGAAGGUUAUUUUGGAAGUGGGUUUAAUAAGAAAAUUGAUUUAUUGAUUCGAUCUCCUGACAUUCAUACAUCAGCCAAUUAUGGUGGUGGUGGGUGGUUUCGGUGUUUUUACAGUGAAACUUUAGAGAGUUCAAUAUGUGAAGGAGGAAGAGUUAGGAUGAAUAUAGAUAGAAUAAGUAUGUCUAUGGGAGGUGAGAAUUUGGAAAUAGUUAUCGGAAGAGGUGAAGAAGAGGAAUUGCCUUCAUUUGAACCAGGAUCUUUUGAAAUUGAAGCUGGUAAUGAUCAGAGGGUUAAUGGAAAUAAACUUGUGAGUCAAGAGUUUCUUGAUCAGUUUGUUCCUGAAGGUGUUGUUGUAAGGCAUACCAUGCGGCGUUUGCUUGAUUCGAUUCGAUUAGUGAAUUCCGAGGAGUUCAAAUGCUCGCAGUGGGUGGAAGAGCCAAUACUUCUGGUAACACGUUUCGAGUACGCCAACCUAUUUCACACAGUUACAGACUGGUAUAGCGCAUAUGCUGCUUCAAGGGUUACUGGUGUGCCAACUCGACCUCAUCUGGUCUUUUUGGACGGGCACUGUAAGUCACAACUAGAAGAAACCUGGAGUGCGCUUUUUUCAAGUCUCAGAUAUGCGAAGAACUUCAGCGGUUCAGUUUGUUUUCGCCAUGUUAUACUUUCUCCUUUAGGGUACGAAACAGCACUAUUUAAGGGGCUGACAGAAGUCAUAAACUGUCAAGGAGCCGAGGCACACAGUCUCUGGCACAAUCCCAAUGACCUGCAGACUGCUCGAUUAACCGAGUUUGGCGAAAUGAUUAGAGCUUCUUUUGGUCUUCCUCUAGAGGAAAUCAGAGCGCAGAAGUCACAGGUACCCAGACAUAAUGUCCUCUUUGUCCGCAGAGAAGAUUACUUAGCUCACCCCCGUCAUGAUGGCAGAGUAGAAUCAAGGCUAAGCAAUGAGCAAGAAGUGUUUGAUUCUCUGAAGGUUUGGAUAGACAAUAAUUCUUUUGGUUGCGAAGUAAACUUGGUUAAUGGAUUGUUUGCCCACAUGCACAUGAAAGAACAAGUCCGUGCCAUUCAAGAUGCUUCGGUUAUUAUAGGUGCACAUGGUGCGGGUCUCACUCAUAUAGUUGCUGCAGCACCAAAGGCGAUCAUUCUUGAGAUAAUUAGCAGUUAUUUUAGAAGACCACAUUUUGCAUUGAUCUCACAGUGGAGAGGUUUAGAAUAUCACGCCAUUAAUCUGGAUGGGUCAUCUGCAGAUCCUGAUGUAGUUAUAGGUUACCUUAGGCAAAUAUUGGGAAGUCUUGGGUGCUGAGGGAGAAGGGUUUUACCCCACUGUUGGAGAUGCUCUCAAUGUAGUUAGAUCUUUGCAUCCAGCUAUUUCAGGUAUUUCCAAACCUAAAUGGUGGAGGUCGGUUCCCAGGAUUCCACAUUUGUGUUAAGGAGAAGUGGGAUGCGAUCACUUGCAGGUCUUGGCUGAGCCAGUUGAAGAUCCAUGGGGUAAUGUUCUUCAAUCUCCGGUGAGAAAAGCCAUUUAUAUAUACUGUUCAUUACAGGCGUAGAACUAGAAUUAGCAUAAGCGAAAUUGAGCCCAGGGGAUCAAAAAGAUUAUUCAUUGAUUCUUCAAAUAGUGUGUUGAAACCAUCCCCUAAGACCCAUGCACCACCACAAGAGAUUGCAAAGUCAUCAUUGAGCUCUACACCCACAAAUCCUUUCCUUAGCCUAGGGUAAUUAGGACCGUCUGCCCAUAAAUUAUGGGACAUCUUUGGCCUCCUAUAAUCAGGAUUUCAUACCAUUCUUGUAACCAAGUUCCCACAUAUGAAUAAAUGUUCCCAUAGUACGCAAAAUUGCACUUGUAGUUGUAACUAAUUUUUUUUAGCACGUACCUAUUUAUAGUGAGAAGUUAUUUGGAUACUAUUUAAGAAAUCAAAUGCAAAAUAUUUUUUUCACAAAAAA
Messenger RNA from Papaver somniferum (opium poppy), 2229 nucleotides. RefSeq names its product beta-(1,2)-xylosyltransferase-like. The coding region runs from base 32 to 1588 and encodes 518 amino acids. The record is from RefSeq and is a predicted model, not a curated record. Gene Ontology annotation, molecular function: glycosyltransferase activity. The transcript has 3 exons. Lineage: Eukaryota; Viridiplantae; Streptophyta; Magnoliopsida; Ranunculales; Papaveraceae.